CGUUACUCACAGCCUCGCAGCAACCAGAACAAUCCAGCAAACUCAUCGCACGAGCAUCAACAGCAGCAGAGAGAAGCAAACCGGCCGGCCGGCGAGAUGGCGCAGGAGAGCCUGAGGCUGGUGUGCCCGCCGGUGUCGGCGCACGAGGGGCGGCUGCCGCGGCAGUACACGCUGGAGGGGCAGGGCGCGAAGAAGGACAUCUCGCCGCCGCUGGAGUGGUACGGGGUGCCCGACGGCACGCGGUCGCUGGCGGUGGUGGUGCAGGACGUCGACGCGGACGAGCGGGUGCCGUGGACGCACUGGGUGGUCGUCAACAUCUCGCCCGAGGAGAAGGGGCUGCCCGAGGGCUUCUCCGGCGCCGGGGGCAACGCCAACGCCGGCGGCGGCGACGGCGGCGUCCAGGAGGGGGUCAACGACUGGAAGCAGCCCGGGUGGCGCGGCCCCGUCCCGGACUCCCACGGCCACCGCAUCCAGUUCCGGCUCUACGCGCUCGACGACGUGCUCAGCCUCGGCAACAAGGUGACUGUGGACAAGGUCAUGGAGGCCAUCGAGGGGCACGUGCUGGGGGAGGCCGAGAUCACGGCCGUGUUCUAAGGAGUUCUUGUGGAUUUUGACACUCGGCUCUCUGUGUGUGUGACCUGCUUGUUACUUCUUGCGAAUUGUGUGUGGUCUGUUCUGUAGCGUGCCUGUAUACGCAUGGCAACGAGCAGCCUUUGUAAUUUUGAUCCAAUAAAUGAAGUGACUUCUUAUCA
This is a messenger RNA of Aegilops tauschii subsp. strangulata, 752 nucleotides long. RefSeq lists its product as uncharacterized. Lineage: Eukaryota; Viridiplantae; Streptophyta; Magnoliopsida; Poales; Poaceae. The record is from RefSeq and is a predicted model, not a curated record.